This is a messenger RNA of Xenopus tropicalis (tropical clawed frog), 2799 nucleotides long. It is a transcript of the gene cd109.5, whose product is annotated as CD109 antigen gene 5. The transcript has 15 exons. The record is from RefSeq and is a predicted model, not a curated record. Gene Ontology annotation, molecular function: endopeptidase inhibitor activity. Bases 1 to 2130 code for a protein of 709 amino acids. NCBI's taxonomy places the organism in Eukaryota, Metazoa, Chordata, Amphibia, Anura, Pipidae. Gene Ontology annotation, cellular component: extracellular region.
AUGACAGUGAGCAUGAUUCAGCUUGAAGCUUUCCAGCCUCUUCUUCUGACCCUGAAUGCUCCCCGGACUGUAAUCAGAGGUGAAAAUUUUAUUUUAAAAGUUACCCUGGAGACCUACAUAGCAACAGACUUUCAGGCGACCUUGAAAUUGGAACCUAGUAGCUCCUUUGAAAUAAUUAUUCCAGAUAACAAUACAAAUAGUGUACCAGGACAAAGAAGUGUCUUCAUACAAAGUAAUGGAUCAAAGGAGGUGCUAUUUCCUAUAAAUCCUACGAAACUUGGUGAGAUGUCUCUCACUGUACAAGCCAACGCUCUGGGAUUUUCAGAUUCUGCAACCCAAACAGUAUUAGUAAAGGCUGAAGGCAUACAGCACGUUUAUUCCAGCAGUGUUAUUUUAAAAGCUGGAGCUCAUGCAAAAAAAUUAUCAUUCACUUUUCCUGUUGAUGUGGUAGUUGACACCAAACAAGCAUCUCUCAGCAUUACUGGAAACUUCCUUGCACCAUCAAUUAAAGGUCUUGAAUCACUGAUUCAGUUGCCCACUGGUUGUGGAGAACAAAACAUGAUUCACUUUGCUCCAGUCAUUUAUAGUUUACAAUAUUUAAUAGCAACUAACCAGAUAACUGAAGAUUUUAGAACAAAAGCCAUUCGUUUCAUGGAAAAAGGUUACCAAACAGAAUUAAAUUACUGGAGAUCUGGUGGUUCAUUCAGUGCUUUUGGAAGCAGGGAUUAUUCUGAGAGUACUUGGCUUUCUGCAUUUGUUCUAAGAUGUUUACUCCAAGCUCGUCAAUUUAUUAGCAUAAACGAAGAAGUAUUAUAUAGAACAAAAGAAUGGUUAUUUCAGAACCUGGAUGAAGAAACAGGCAUUUUCCAAGAACCUGGACAAAUUCUAAAUACUCGCCUUCAGGGUGGAUCAAAUGGUGUCAUUGCCCACAAUGCAUACAUACUGAUAGCUUUGUUGGAAGAUGAAGGCAACAAAAAUGUUACAUACAGAAUGAAUAAAACAAUACAAUACCUUGAGAACAAGACAGAAGAAGGUAUUACCAGUAAUUACACUUUAUCAAUUGUGGCCUAUGCUUUAUCAGUGGCCAAUAGCUCCAAGGCAGCAGCAGCACUCACUCAGCUUAACUCAAGAGCAAACAGUACUGGGUUGCAAAGGUAUUGGUCUUCUGGAAUUGACCCAUCAAAUGACUGGCAGCCCCUUUCUGCAGAUAUUGAGACAGCUGCUUAUGCACUGCUCUCCCACUGCCAGCAAAACAGGAUUGCGGAAGGCGUUCCUAUCAUGAAUUGGCUGAGCCAGCACAGGAAUCACCUUGGGGGAUAUUCUUCUACCCAGGAUACCGUUAUGGCUCUCCUGGCUUUAACCAAGUUUAUGACAUUGGUUCCAACUUCUAACAAUACUUCUCUGACUGUGUCAGUUACUGAUUCAGGAUCUAUUGUACCAAAUACAUUUAACAUCACAAAUGAAAAUCUUCUGGUUUUACAAAGUCAGCAGAUUUAUGCACUCGAGCCAUUGGAACUGGUUGUUUCUGCAGCUGGCGAAGGAGCAGCUCUUUUGCAGCUAAAGGUUGUUUACAACAGUAAAGGAGAAGCAGUUCCUUCAGAGGUAUUUAAGAUGAGUGCAACAGUAAAUGACAGCGAUAGCCAUAACCGGAUAUCAGUCAAUGUAUGCUCAAGCUAUCAAGGCCCAGAGAAAGAACCCGGCAUGAUUCUUUGGGAGGUUGAUACACUUAGUGGAUUCAAACUGGACCCCGUUGGUAUAAAUUUAAAUGACCCUCUUAAACUAGUGGAAACAAAAGAUGAGAAAGUGUUCCUGUACUUCGACUCUAUGAACGCAAGUGAGAAUUGUGUAGCUGUUCCUAUGGUUCGUACAUCGAUGGUUGUAGGUUCCCAAGCAGCACUAAUCACAAUCUUAGAUUAUUAUAAUCCAGAAAUCCGUACAACAAGAAUUUACAAUUCAGAUAAACUAAGUAAAGCCACAGUUUGUGAAUUUUGUGGACUGAAUUGCAACAAUUGUAUAUCCAAUGUCACAACAUCUACGAAUACAACUGAACAGGUCUCAGAAAGCAGCGCUACUGCACCAAAACUUGCCAUGCUUUGGUUCUGCGUGAUCUGCAUGUGGAAUAUUCUCUAGCCAUGAUAUUUAGAUAUACAGUUUUACUUAAAAUAUUCUUUGUAUUUUUGCUUUAUGUUCAGCCUUUUAAUGCUACUUUUCUCCUCCAAAUGAUCUGAAUUUAAAGUAAUCAUAUCUUAUAACAGUGUAACCCAGCUUUAUGUCAGGCCAGAUAAUUGCAGAGCAGUAUUAAUCAAAACUAAUUACAUAUUGUUGAUAGGUUCUUAUUAGAUAAAUCAUUAUAAAUUAAUUCUAUUAGAAAUUGUCAUGUUUUCAAAAUCUUUUUUUUCUCACUUUAAGUAUCAUAACAAACAGCUGUAGGGCUAUAUUAAAGGCCUUCCUUAUUAUAAAAUGAGUUCAAGCUAUAUACCUCUAGAUACACACCAAAUAAAUAAAAGGUAAUAUAACCUGCAAGAGUAUACCCCAACAACAACAACAUAUUUGUUUAAUAUAUUUUUUUACAAAUUAGAGAUUCUUACAAUUUAUAUUUUUGCCUGAAUAUUAAAACUCAAGUGGGGAAGCAUACUCAGUCGGGGGCAAUGUCAGUAAUGUAUCAAAUUGUAACAGUUUAGAGAGAGUUGUGGUCCAGGAUUACUUAAAGUUAUUAAAAACCAUUGUAAAAAAAAACAAAGCAAAACAGAAAACUGUUAUUAUGUUUUGAAAAGAUAAAACUUUGUGAUGGUGAAAUAC